AUGGAGCUUUUUCUGGAAAAGGUUUACUUAAUACAGACGUUCAGUGCGCGGGUGCUGGAGCAGACGUGCUCAGCGCUGGCCGGCAAGCGGGUCGCUGCGCUACUCGUGUGUGGGGGCGGGCCGUCAGCGGCAGCCGUAGUGACAGCGGCGACUCGAGCAGGAGUACCAGUGCUCCGUACUUCGCCAUCGCACCUGCAUCUCUCAUACACAAUCGCUAACGAUAUGCUACCUUUGGAGAUAAGACUAGAGAUUACGGCACGGGAAACAUUACACGCACUAAGAGCUACGUUAUUACAUACGCAUUGGCACACCUUUACUUUACUAGCCGAAGAGGAUGUGUAUUCAUCUCUAUUCUUGAGAAAAGAUUUGUCGAAAAUUCUUACAACACCCCCGCUUAAUCCUAAAUGGCUUUCACUACCAACAAAAUAUUCCAAGCAUGCUAUCUUCAGGCGACUGGCAGAAGUUUCGAGACUAACAAGGGGUGUCGUCGUUUUGAUAUGCGACAUCCAUUACGCCAAAGUCGUUAUGGAUGAGGCAAAGCGGCUUAACAUGCUUGACGGACAUUUUUUUUGGCUUUGGCUCGACGCUUCUAGCGAGUUUGAUGUCUUUCGUAACAUCGCUAAUUCAACGCAGUACACCGAAGAUAACGAUAAUGACUUCGCAAGCUUUAGGGAUAAAGAAGAAGCUUUACUUUAUGAUGGCUUCGACCGUACAAAAGAAAACAAAAGCAUAAUUUUUAACGAUCUUCCAAUUGGACUUUUGGCUCUAUACCCUCAACCAAUGGUAAUUGAUCGAACAUUCAUUCGAUCUGCAGUACAAAUUACAGUGGGAUCCCUCCGUCGAGUAUUACGUGCUUGUGAUGCGUGGUCAGCACAAGCCCAAUUUUUGAGUGACGCUACGGCAUCAUGUUGGGAGGAACCUAGCGAUGCGGCUGCUGAUUUCUCUCUUGAAUUUGUGAGG
Molecule: messenger RNA, 960 nt
Organism: Iphiclides podalirius (scarce swallowtail)
Lineage: Eukaryota; Metazoa; Arthropoda; Insecta; Lepidoptera; Papilionidae
Source: the annotation of a GenBank genome assembly